AUGAUAGAACUCGCUCGCCCUGGCAGCGCUGGACCACAAUAUCCUUCCAUUAUAGAGCACUCAGGUCUGUGCAGCAACAUGGCAGCGCACGGGACCACCUCCACACCAGACUAUGGACAUUUGGUUGGUACUUAUCUUUGGCCGCGUGAGAAAGCCCAGGGCACCGGCGCUGUCAGCGAUAAGCCCGAGGUAAUAAACGAGCUGAACAAGAGACGAAUAUGUGCAAGUAUUUUCCCAUCAGUCGGGACAUGUCAGGCUCUGCUGUGGGUCAUUAGCGUGUAUGGGUUGCGUCCAAGUGAUACCAAGGCACAGAGCUCUGGCUGUGGGGACUGCGAAGAACCUUGA
Messenger RNA from Knipowitschia caucasica, 345 nucleotides. The record is from the annotation of a GenBank genome assembly. NCBI's taxonomy places the organism in Eukaryota, Metazoa, Chordata, Actinopteri, Gobiiformes, Gobiidae.